This is a messenger RNA of Alexandromys fortis (reed vole), 5285 nucleotides long. RefSeq names its product kinesin family member 3A (gene Kif3a). The record is from RefSeq and is a predicted model, not a curated record. Lineage: Eukaryota; Metazoa; Chordata; Mammalia; Rodentia; Cricetidae. Gene Ontology annotation, cellular component: microtubule associated complex. The transcript has 15 exons. Gene Ontology annotation, biological process: spindle elongation; microtubule-based movement; mitotic spindle organization. Gene Ontology annotation, molecular function: microtubule motor activity; microtubule binding; ATP binding. The coding region runs from base 138 to 2099 and encodes 653 amino acids.
CCUCUGUCGCUGAGUGAGCCGCAGUCUCUAGAGCACCAAGGUGUUUCGGUCGCCCGAGGCGAGCCUCGCCCGCAAACCCGGUGUUGUUGGGCUGCAUCCCGAGCGGGGACGUUGGCGGAGCACGGGAAGCGGCCACCAUGCCGAUCAAUAAAUCCGAGAAGCCAGAAAGCUGCGAUAAUGUGAAGGUUGUUGUUAGGUGCCGGCCCCUCAAUGAGAGAGAGAAAUCAAUGUGCUACAGACAGGCCGUCAGCGUGGAUGAGAUGAGGGGAACCAUCACCGUCCAUAAGACCGAUUCCUCCAACGAACCUCCAAAGACAUUUACUUUUGAUACUGUUUUUGGACCAGAAAGUAAACAACUUGACGUGUAUAACUUAACUGCAAGACCUAUUAUUGACUCUGUUCUGGAAGGCUACAAUGGUGAGUGGUGUGCAGCUCGCUUUAUUGUUGUGAAGUUAACACCCAAUAAGAUGAGUGGUUUACCUGUUGCAGCUACAGCGUGGCGAGUGACAGUUAAAGAAAGGCCUGAUGUGGGAGUGUAUAUCAAAGAUUUAUCCGCUUAUGUGGUCAAUAAUGCUGACGAUAUGGAUAGAAUCAUGACACUAGGCCACAAGAAUCGUUCUGUUGGUGCAACUAACAUGAAUGAGCACAGUUCAAGGUCCCAUGCCAUCUUUACAAUUACUAUAGAGUGUAGCGAGAAAGGUGUUGAUGGAAACAUGCACGUCAGAAUGGGGAAGCUCCAUCUUGUGGAUCUCGCUGGGUCAGAAAGACAAGCGAAAACUGGAGCCACGGGACAGCGCCUCAAGGAAGCUACAAAAAUCAACCUUUCACUCUCCACCCUGGGCAAUGUCAUCUCUGCCUUGGUGGAUGGAAAAAGCACGCAUGUGCCAUAUCGGAACUCUAAACUGACGCGUCUUCUGCAGGAUUCCUUGGGAGGGAACUCAAAAACCAUGAUGUGUGCAAAUAUUGGGCCAGCAGAUUAUAAUUACGAUGAAACCAUCAGUACCUUGCGGUAUGCCAACCGAGCCAAGAACAUUAAAAACAAAGCAAGAAUUAACGAAGACCCUAAGGAUGCUCUGCUUCGUCAGUUCCAGAAAGAAAUAGAAGAGCUGAAGAGAAAGCUUGAGGAAGGGGAAGAAGUUUCAGGCUCUGACGUUAGUGGGUCGGAGGAGGAUGAUAAUGAGGAGGGUGAACUUGGAGAAGAUGGAGAGAAAAGGAAGAAGAGAAGGGGUAAAAAGAAAGUUUCCCCAGAUAAGAUGGUGGAAAUGCAAGCGAAAAUUGAUGAGGAGAGAAAAGCAUUGGAAACAAAACUUGACAUGGAAGAAGAAGAAAGAAACAAAGCUAGAGCUGAACUGGAGAGACGGGAGAAGGACCUUCUGAAAGCCCAACAAGAGCACCAGUCUUUGCUGGAAAAACUCUCUGCUUUGGAGAAGAAGGUCAUUGUUGGUGGUGUAGACUUGUUGGCCAAAGCUGAGGAGCAAGAGAAGCUUCUUGAGGAGUCCAAUAUGGAGCUGGAGGAGAGGAGGAAGAGAGCUGAGCAACUUCGGAAAGAACUUGAGGAGAAAGAGCAAGAACGCUUGGACAUUGAGGAAAAAUAUACCAGUCUGCAAGAGGAGGCGCAGGGAAAGACCAAGAAAUUAAAGAAAGUCUGGACCAUGCUGAUGGCCGCAAAGUCAGAGAUGGCUGAUCUCCAGCAAGAGCAUCAGAGAGAAAUUGAAGGCCUCCUGGAGAACAUUCGGCAGCUCAGCCGUGAGCUUCGGCUUCAGAUGCUCAUUAUUGAUAACUUCAUACCUCAGGAUUACCAGGAAAUGAUUGAAAACUAUGUCCACUGGAAUGAAGACAUAGGAGAAUGGCAGCUGAAAUGUGUGGCCUACACAGGAAAUAACAUGAGGAAACAAACCCCAGUGCCUGACAAGAAGGAGAGAGACCCUUUUGAAGUAGAUCUUUCCCACGUGUACCUCGCCUAUACAGAGGAGAGUCUGCGUCAGUCUUUGAUGAAGCUAGAAAGGCCACGGACCUCCAAGGGGAAAGCAAGGCCAAAGACUGGGAGAAGAAAGCGUUCUGCAAAGCCUGAGACCGUAAUUGAUUCUUUACUUCAGUAAAUGUUACAGAAUUAAGGUUACAAUAAAAAAAGCGAUAUUCUCAUGUCUGGACAGAAAUCCUUAAUUAAGACUCUGAGGACAUCUGUGUAAUUCAUAUAAUGUAAGCUGUAAAUUAUGGAGUGAGACUGGAAAUAGUAAUUUUCCUAAUAAUUCUUAGACUUUUAAGUUUCUGUAACAUAUAAGUGUGCAUAGGUCAUGACUGUUGGGGAUGCCACGCUGUGCAGCAAUGCUCUGUGGAAGGAAGGGCGCAGUUCUUACAGAACAUUGUGGUUGUAUGUGAAUGUGUGUCUCUUAGCUUUGUACUCAACUAUUGUGUAUCUAGAUAAGCAGAAUCUCAGAGUAGAAGAAAGUCUGUCUUGUUUGCACACAGUGCAUAGCAGAUCACCUUGUCCUGUGUCAAACGCCUGGGGGCUCAUCUAAACAGUAACUUCUCCUAAUACCUGCAGGCCUGUCUCAAUGCAUUCUGACUUUAUACUGAUGUUCGUUGCAUUUAGGUAUGAGAUGACUGACUUUAUGGAUCUCCUGUAGAAAUUGUAUAAUUUGACAGCUUUGCGGGUUUGCAUUUUAAAGGUACAGUUUGAGCAUGUGCUUCAUCUGGCCAUCCUCCACCAGUUUCUCUCACCCUAACUCCACCCACAUUAGCCUUUCUUGUUGCUGGCUUGGUUUCCCUCCCAAAGCUAACACUGACCACCUACCCUUGCUCACACACGUUUUUAAAGGUUUCCCUGGACAUACGGCUUACAGACACUCUAUUGCUGCAUUUUAAGUUUUUUUGUUUGUUUGUUUGUUUUUCGUUUUUCAAGACAGGGUUUCUCUGUGGUUUUGGAGCCUGUCCUGGAACUAGCUCUUGUAAACCAGGCUGGUCUCGAACUCACAGCGAUCCGCCUGCCUCUGCCUCCCGAGUGCUGGGAUUAAAGGCGUGCGCCACCACCGCCCAGCUUGCAUUUUAAGUUUUGAUGGAAAUGACUGUAUACAAAUUGAAAACAGUCUCAUUUUUCAGAAAAUGAAGCUAAACCAGAAGAAUACCUUUUAAUUUUCUUUAUAGCAUUUACAUACAUAGAAAAUACUGUUCUGAGUUUCUUCUGUUGGUUAAUCCACUUAGGCCAUAUUCCUCUCCGAAAAAGUUAUAUUCAAUAUAUAGUAAAAUAAGUUAUAAUAAAUUUUUAUAAUAAAUGUUUUUACUUUUUUGGUGUCUACUUAUAAAACUCUUUUAAGGUUAUGAGCUCUUAUGCUUCGGAAACCUAUCAUGCUUUCUAAGUUUGAAAUUGUGCCACCACUCCAAGCUCUUGAUUACAAAGAUUUUGAGACUUCCCAAGUUAGGAUUAACUAGGUUAGUAUGAUUUUAGAAGUUUGGGCAAAUAAUGGCUUAUAAUUACAGAGCUGUGUGUAGGCUGUGAAUGACUGAGUAGAGGUGCAGCCUGGUGAGGUGAUGGAAAAUGUGGCGUCUUCCAGAAGGAGAGUGUCCUGUAUGUGCAGUGUGUGCUGAUAUGACCGUGGCCACGGUGGCACUGUCCUCAAGGUAGUGAGUAGCCUGGGUACUGUGGCGCACUGAGCAGAGUGUGUGUCUCAUAAAGGCUCAUGUGAGCCAAGCGUCUUGGUGAUGUCUAAUUUCCUCAUGGUGUAAAUUUAACUGUUAGUAAUGACAGAAUCUUAAUUUAACCUGUAAGGAGAAUUAAUCUAUAUGCUUUCAUUUUAAACUCUGUGUUUCUAUCAUUUAACAAUUUAGUUGGUCUGGAAGGAAUAUCUGCUGUGAAUUAAACUAAAACAUUAGAGAUGUUGAUUCUCUAAUGUGUGUUAAAACCUAUAACAAUAACAAAAUAACUCCAUAAAAACUGAAAAUAUUGAGAAAAUUCUCUAAACAUCUUAGAAAUUUUGUUUGCUUGCUUGUUUCUUGUUUUGAGAUAGGAUCUCUUGGUGUUAGCCCGGGCUGGCCUGGGACUCAGGAUUCUUCUGCCUCAGCCUCCAGGUGCUAUGAUUACAGGUGAUAUCCUAACACCAAGCAGUGUGUUCAUGAAAGCAUUUGCUCUGACCAGGCGGACAUGGUUCAUUUUCUGAAAACCAUGUUAGAUUCUUGCCGGGUUGGGAGGUCCGUUUGAAGACUGCUCCUCACUUCCUGCGUCUUUGUCCACAAAGGAGGAGUUUGUAUUUUCAGUGUUGAUUUCUUGAAUGGAUAGAGAUGAAGAACAAACUUGCUCAAUGUUUAAAAUAAAUGUACAGAUUUUAAAUGAGUGGGACAGACCUAUAAAUAGGGUAUUGAUGAAUAUCCUUUUCCCCUUAAUUUAAAAAGUAAUAUUUAUUUACUUGAAAGGAGCCCUAGUAGGGAGUUGGCUCUGACGGCCAGGCUCUCCCUCCACUCUGUCUGUUGUGAUGUUCAGGCUUAGCCGAGGGAAGGCUGUGCAGCCAGUGUUUCCCCCGACAACAGGAUCCUCUCACAAGAUGUUUACAUUCUGGAGAAGGUGAUUUUUCUAGUUUGUGUUUUUGGCAGUUGGAAUAUCAAGGUUGUUUUGCAGGGGAAAGUGUUGCUUCAUCUACGACAUGGUUUUAAAGUCAUGAUUACAGUUUUAACGUUUCUGUUUUCAUCUUAGGUUUAGAAUGUGUCCCGUCCUCCUUGCCCCCUUUUAAGGCGUAACACAAGGAACACCCUCUUUCCCAUAGAGCUGUGAGUUACGGAUGGGCGACGUUUACAUUUGCACACACCGUGUCCACCCAGUUUCUCCUCCCUCCUUUCAUUCUGAGAUAGACUCCCAUUAGCCUAGGCUGGCCACAAACCCUCUAAGUAGCUCAGGCUGGCCUUGAACUCCUGAUCCUCCUCUACCUCCACCUCACAAUUGCUGGGAUUACAUUUAUGCACCACUACACCCCAGCCCCUCUCCCCCAUGUCUUAAUAUAUAGAAUUGUUUUCUUCUUUGUUCUUUUUCUUUUAACUACUAGAAAACACAGUUCUUCCUAGUGCCUUUGAGCUGACCCUGCAGUUUUGACUAAUUAGAAUCCGUGGAAACCUGAGCAGCAUUGCUGUAUUGCUGUUACCAACCAGGACACAAACUGUAUAAUAAGUUGGCUGUGUUAAUUCAAAAACCACACUUCGGUUGUAUUUUAUGUAUAAAUUGUAUUUGUUUAAGUUGUAUAUAUCAGUGUUGUGUGCACAUGCAGCAUGAUAAAAUGAGAAAUAAAAUUCCUCCCAAUGCC